AUGGAGCCCUCACCAAAACCUCAUCAAUGGAGUUUUUCUGAGGAAACCAAAAUGGUUGAAAACCCUUUAACCGCUGAUGAAGCUUACCAUCACAAUUUGCCUUCCCUCCAACAAGGAAUCAACCUCGUAGGCCAGCAAGUCACCCCUGUCGCAGAUCCAGCUGAUGGUGAUAACGAGGAGGAGCAUGUGUUCGAUGACGACAAGGAUGAUUCGGACUAUGUACUGGGAGAUGGCGAAGGAUCUUCGUCAUUAACCAGAGGUAGAGGUCGUGGUAGAGGAAGAGGCCGAGGUCGAGGCCGAGGCCGUAGCCGUGGCAGGGGAAGAGGGAGAGCAAAUGACAGUAGCCCCAAACCUAAGCGUGGUCCUAAUCAAAAGUCAGUUCCCUGGAGUGAACAAGAACAUCGUCUUUUUUUAAUGGGGUUGGAAAUAUAUGGAAGAGGACACUGGAAGAACAUAUCAAAUCAGCUAGUGAAAACCAGGACCCCGAUUCAGGUGGGAAGCCAUGCCCAGAAAUUCUUUAAGCGACAGAGAAGUGCCGCCCCCAGGAGACACCGUCGCUAUAGCGUUCACGACACUCGGACCAUUACUAAUAACAAUAAUGUCCCAAACAGUUUUCCUUCUCCUGAAGAUCAGGAUCAUCACCACUCCCAAAACACGAUGCUUCCAGUUGCACCACCCCAAAACCCUCCUCCAUCCAUUACCAUGGGCAUGAUCAACGACGAAAUUGCUCCCAACAUUGGUGACGGUAAUCCGGUCCCCAAUCAGAGCGCGACAAUGGUCGCUAAUCCAAAUCCCGGCGACAACAAUAAUAACAAUGACAAUACUAAUGGUGGAGGGUUGAUUCACAACAAUGUUACUGGUGGUGAUCAUCAAAGUGUUGUGGAUGUGAACAAAGAUGUUGUGGGGCCCUGGCUGGCGCCUUAUGAAGAAGAUUUUAUCUUCUUUGAUGAUUUGGACUUUUGGCUUGAACGCCAAACAACACCAUUGAGUGUGAGAGGCGACGAGGAUGACAAUGACAGCAACAGCGGCGGUGGUGCCGGAGAAUAUGAGGGAAGAGUUUCCACGGCGGUGGAAACAUCAGGUAUGAACCUCGGUCAAGAUGUUCUAAGAAACAGGUUGACGCCGACGUGCGGCGGAGAAGCUCCGUCGCCGUCGGAGAUGAAUCUGGCAGCGGAGAGCCAGUUCAAGGGGGCCCAGGAGUUUAAGGGGUUUAAUCAAAGUCCAACAACAAGGCUAUCUGAUGUCAACAAUAAUCAGGUGGGUGUGGGACAGAACAAGGGAUGCCGUUGA
Messenger RNA from Oldenlandia corymbosa var. corymbosa, 1290 nucleotides. Lineage: Eukaryota; Viridiplantae; Streptophyta; Magnoliopsida; Gentianales; Rubiaceae. The record is from the annotation of a GenBank genome assembly.